Triplophysa dalaica is the source of this 1884-nucleotide messenger RNA. It is a transcript of the gene dennd10, whose product is annotated as DENN domain containing 10. The coding region runs from base 455 to 1504 and encodes 349 amino acids. Gene Ontology annotation, cellular component: late endosome. Gene Ontology annotation, biological process: protein transport; regulation of early endosome to late endosome transport. Gene Ontology annotation, molecular function: guanyl-nucleotide exchange factor activity; small GTPase binding. The transcript is spliced from 9 exons. NCBI's taxonomy places the organism in Eukaryota, Metazoa, Chordata, Actinopteri, Cypriniformes, Nemacheilidae. The record is from RefSeq and is a predicted model, not a curated record.
UCGCAAAACUGACGCGGAAGAAUCUCGUUGACCACAGCUGUAAAGAUUGCUGAGAACUUUUCAUGUGACUGUUUGUCUUGUUCCUGUUUCUCUGUUGAACCUACUUACAGGACUGAUUGCAACUGUAUUAAAGGACUGAUGAGCUUGUGUACUUGUUAAGUUACUUAGGAAAACAAGUAACACUGAGGUCUUCAUUAGGCAAUUGUAGCUGGACUCCAGGCUCGCUGUGACAUAUUCACUGUUAAAGAUUCCGCAAGAAGAACGGUGUCACGCGCCUUGUGUCAUUUACAAGGUUUUCCGGAUAGUUGGUCAAGGCUUACACAAAGAUGGAUGUUGUCUUUCUGUGUUGAUUACAAGUCCACACACUUCAGUUCAUGUCUGUUGGCAACAUAAACUGUUUUAAACGUCAUUGUUGAACUUUUAGAUACAGCUUAACGUGGAUCAGGUAUGGAAUAUGGCUGCGUCUGAGCUGAUGCUGAGUCUUGGCCUGAUUGAGAAAGAUGUAAAUGCAGACUCACUUUGGGUUUGGUGCUAUCCUUCCAUCACUGCUGAUCUAAGAGAGGUUCUGUUGAGAAAAUGUUGCCUGGCUUUGGAGAAUCAGCUUCUGCACACGUUUCUGUUCGGCCAAUACUGUCGAACCUGGUACUAUAUCAGCUCUGUAGAGGUCCAGGAGCCCACUGCACUUAAAAAGGUGACACAUUUUUCAGUCGUUGUCACUGCUAAGGACUUCAACCCUGAAAAAUACGCUGCAUUUGGUAGAGUUCUGUGCAGGAUGUAUAUGAAACAUGGAAGUCCUGUGAAGAUGAUGGAGGGCUACGUUGCUGUUUUGACCAAAGGCACAUGUCAGAGUGAUGAGAAUGGCUCAUUCCUUAUCAAAGAUUAUGAUGUCAGGAAGGCCUACUUGGCUGGCUCCUUGAAAGAUGUUGUGUCUCAGUUUGGUUUGGAGACCAUUAUCCUUUACACAGCACUGAUGCUGAAGAAGAGAGUGGUAGUCUAUCAUCCACGGAUUGAGGCGCUUCUGGAGUUUACAAGAGCUCUUCCAGCCUUGGUAUGGCAUAGGAAAGACUGGUCCAUCCUUCACCCUUUUGUUCACAUAGAUAACAAUGAGCUGGAAAACCUCAAGCUUUGUACAGGGUAUGUUGCAGGAUUUGUAGAUCUGGAAGUUAGAGACAGAUCAGACCUGUUUGAUGUGUUUGUUAAUCUUCCAGAAAGUGAGAUUAUUGUAUCACAAAAUGCUAAAGAGGCAAUGGCUAUGGGAAAAUUGCAUAAAGAAAUGGGCCACUUUAUUCUUCAGGCUGCAGAACAUCCUGACUGCACAGAUGCACAGGUUAUUAAGGAAAUAUCAGUAAAAACUGAAGACAUCCUGAGUAACCUGAUGUCACUUGCUGAUGAAGAAGAGAACUCCAAGUUGUCUUUGGAGACUCUGAAGAAAUGUCACUACCCUCCAGCAACUGAAAAUUUCCUCUUCCACUUAGCUGCAGCUGAGCAACUCCUGAAGAUCUGACCAAUCAGUGUAACCCAACCACCACUGAUACAACAGUCGACGUUCAGAAAGGAACUUACCAUUAGUUGUGAAAUUACAAACACAUUUUGAAAAUAAUUGUGACGGGCCAAACGUUAUGGGAACAUAAAGAUAUCUAUUUCUUAUGAAGAUAUAUAUAUAUGAUUUUUUAAAGAAACUGGAUAAUGAAAUAUUCAAUGGAAUAUUCAAUAACAGAUUUCAGAGAAACAAUUUAUAAUCCAUCUCCAAGCAGUUUGGGGAUCUUGUGGCAAGGAGAAAAUCUUAGAUUUCUCAGCAAGCAUUCCUAAAGUAUGUUAUUCUUGAAUGAAUUAACGUUUUAUUAACCUUAAUUAAACAUGUAGGUGAUCUGUGAAAAAGACCAA